Messenger RNA from Astrephomene gubernaculifera, 1132 nucleotides. The record is from the annotation of a GenBank genome assembly. NCBI's taxonomy places the organism in Eukaryota, Viridiplantae, Chlorophyta, Chlorophyceae, Chlamydomonadales, Astrephomenaceae.
GUGUCAUUACUGAAAUGCAAAGCUAGGGCAAUUUUAAAAACUUCAUCCUAUGUCCAUUCUCCUCGCGCUCCUGCGCUCGCCUGGAACGUAUGGCGCCUCCCGCAGCCGGAGAAAUCGUGCAGCGUUACCUAUCCACAAUGAAGUUGAGCUGCUCAGUAGGUCUAAGCCUGAAGGCACAGAGCUUCAGGCCUUCCCUUCUGGCAGUUUGUCACAGCCAUCGGAGCCAGCAGAGAGUCCUCGGCAGGAAAACGAGGCCCAGAAAUGCGAUGUACAGAUACCAACAGACAAAGAUCUAGGCCCUGAUGGGGCGCGCGAUUUGGAGCAUCUGUCAGCUGAGGUCAGCUUUGCGCUUGAUUACAUCAACGGAACCUUGACCGAGGAUGUUAAUAUGUUUGUCCAUAAAGCAUUGGAGCGGCUUUGCUGGAGCGGCUCUGUACUUUGCAAACUUUUGGCGACAUCGAUUCCGGGCAGCCUGGACGAGCGCGCCAUUAACUGCAGUAGCAGCGGGGACAUUGCAGAUGCCGAGGCGCUUGAAAACUUCCAGUUGUGCCACAGCUGCGCACAGGCGCAGGGCUGCGACGUGCAGUCUUUGACCGCUGAGCAGCUACAAACGUGCGAGGCCCCGGUGCUGGCGGACUUUGUCCUCGAGGUGCUGCGCAUGGCUGCGGUGCAGGCGCUGCCGCCCGGUGACCGCCACUGGCUGCUGCCGCCCGCGCCCCCCGAGGCUGCUGCUGCUGCCGCCGCUGCGCCGGCUCAGGCCCCCAGACCCCCUCCCGGAACCCCCCUGGCACCCCCGCGGUGGACAGCUCGACCGCACACCGCCGGGCCUCACGGGGAGGGACGGAGUAACGACAUGCCGCCGGCCCCCGCACCCACUCGGGGCGCCCAGCGAGCUCAGCCGCACCGCAGCGAAGGCAGCGGAGCCGGCAGCAGCAGCAGCAGUCGUGGAGGUGGUCAGGUCGGGUCCGGGCAUCAGCCUCAUCAUCAUGAGACGGUGCGGGAAGAGGGCGGGUGGCCUCCGGGGCGCAGGCGAGUGAGGAGCACCGGUAGCGGCUGUGCGGCGCGGGACGUUGGGGAUCCCCAGGACGGCGCUGAAGCUGAGGGGACCUUUGGCGGCCUUGGGAGCAGGGGG